GCGUUGACAAGGCAGCAUGGCAGCAGGGCGAGGGCUCCUGGAUCGCGUCGUCGGCCGCCUACGUGGCGCGCUGCCGUCGCGCGACGCCAAGGCGGCGCUGCUCCAGGCGAAGGCCAAGGACAUGGCCGAGGCCGCGACGUCCGCAACGACGUCGCGCUUGACGCAGCUCCAGGCACAGUCGUCCGCGCAGCUGCAGGAGACGCGCGCCCGCGUCCUAUCAAGUGCCCAAGCGCUCGCUAUGUCGUCCAAGGCGAGGCUACAAGACAUGGGCGCCUCGGCUGUCGAUGCCUCCAAGCACAAGUUGCAGGCUGUCGGGGCGUCGACCGCCAAUGCCGCCAAGCACAAGUUCCAGGCCGUGCGAUCGUCGGCCACCCAUGUCGCCAAAGAAACGCUACAGCGAGCGGGCGGAUCGUUGACGGACGCUUCCAAGAGUGUGGCGACAAAGGCUCAGCAGCAAGUGACAAAGGUCUCCCAAAACGCGCUGGGGGGCGCCGUCAAGGCCCACGCGUCCACGCUGCAGCGGCACUUGGUGGAAUCGAUGGACCCGAGGGAGAAGGCACGCAAGCUGCGGAACCAAGUGCUCUGGUUCGUCUUUUCUGCCAUCUUUGUCUACGGCUUUGCGUCGGCGAUCCCUCCGGCCAUCUCCAAGUACCUCGUUGAGAAGGAGCGAUUGGCCGCGGCGCAGCCCUCGCGUGACGAAGCCUAGGUCGUUCUGUGCAGUGUCGAUGUCCUUUGACACCGACGCUCAUCGAUUGGACAAGUACGACGCGAUACCGCUGGCAUCGAAAGGCCAUUGGGCGACGACCAAGGUGUAGUCUCUCUCUCGACAAAGAAACAUAAGUUACCAUUUUCCGUUGGUCGAACGCGUGGAGUAGCAAUU
Saprolegnia parasitica CBS 223.65 is the source of this 880-nucleotide messenger RNA. RefSeq lists its product as hypothetical. NCBI's taxonomy places the organism in Eukaryota, Oomycota, Saprolegniomycetes, Saprolegniales, Saprolegniaceae. Bases 17 to 706 code for a protein of 229 amino acids. The record is from RefSeq and is a predicted model, not a curated record. The transcript is spliced from 2 exons.